CAAAUCGCCAUGUUUGUCUUACCAAACGUACUGUCAGCUGGGAUUUAUUUUAGCUAUGGCAGUCAUUUACACGUGGUAAAUCUUUACUAAAGCAUAAAAAUUAACCUUGCGGAGUUACUCGCCAUUUCAGCAAUGCUAGGCUUCUCCGGCGACUUCUAAUAGAGGCUUGGGACAGUUUCUUAAAGGUCGGAUGAUUGUAGAUCCAUGGAAGACAUGGACAACGUGGAGGUGUUAGAGGUUGUGAAAGUGACUGAAGAAGUUGAGAGUGUGUACAACCAAAUGGAGUUGACCUCCCCCAAAAAGAGGAGGAACAAGGCUGAGGUUAACAGUCAUGAAAGACCCAAGAAGCCCCGGUCUGCCUACCUGCUGUACUACUUCGACGUUCACCAGAUAAUGCAACUCGGAACCCCGAAUCUACCUCAGUCUGAGGUCAAUAAGCGAAUUAGUGAGAGCUGGAGAAGACUGAGCGUAGCUGAGAAGAACUACUAUCUGGAGAGAGCCAAGCUGGAAAAGGAGGGGAUAGACACAACAUCUCAAAGCUCCUGCAAACACCUGCCGGGCUUUCGCAAAAUCCUCCCCAGAGCCAAUUGCUUUCUGGUGCAGAACAGUGCCUCCUCUAAUUAUCAGCCCGCAGACUCUCGGUCAGAGGUCAGCGUCAAAUCACUGGGUAUUUCAGCUGAAGGGGGCUUGCAUUCGGUCGCCCUCAGGGUCCCUGAGUCCCAAGUAGCAUCUGCUGGGUUGGCUGCCGAGGUGGAAAUUUCAGAGCCCCCCUCUGUUUCCCGUGAUGCAGCAGAGGAAACAGUAUCGUCUUCUUCUGUGGCUCUCCGAAAAACUUCGUCCCGGUCUCCAUCGAAAACCCUGACCUCCACAGACAUCCAGGGCUCACAGGGUUCUGCUGAUAAGACCCUGAAUGGUGUCACGCUAAAAACAAAAACCAGUGGGCUAACAGUGCAAAUGAUGCAAAGAGAAGCUACACAGAUGGUAACCAUUUUGCCCACCCAGAACCCGCUAGAGCCUCAGCCUUUAGCAGGCAUUAGUACUCUGCACCCAGUCAUGAUGAUAUCUUUAGGGGCCAAAUCAGACCAGAUUCCCAAACCUUACAAAAUGUCUUUAAAGACGUAUACAAGAAGAGGUCGGGGGAGGUGUCUAAAUCCUGGCUGCUCAUUCAUGUACGUCACUCGACACAAACCGCCUACAUGUCCUGAAUGUGGGAGCCAUUUGGGAGGAAAAUGGAUACCUGCUGCGAAGGCCAAAAGGUCACAAGAUAAAGCUGCUGCUUCCGAGCUAACGACCGACAACAAGAGUAAAGAAAGCUGUCAGGCAAGACUGGAUGCGUUUGCAGACACCAGUAAAAUAAAUUCCAGUGGGAGUAACAAGGAAAGUCAAGCUCAUGGGAACAACAGAGAACCGCCUGCACAAUCAGCUGCAACGCCACCAGAGGGCAGCACCACCCCACAUCUUCCUCAAAUAUGUAAACAAAUAAAAGGAAGUUCUAAAAACGCAGCGCAGAAACCAGUGAAGAACUGUGCUGUUGUUCAGAGGAGGCCUGUGAGACCCAUCCUUCCUGCCCUCUAUAACCCAGGCGGUGCUGUGAUUCAGAUCUUAACUGUCCCACCUGAAAAAGAAAAACUUCAAAGUGUCUCCAAAAGCAAGAAUGCAGCAGCAGCAGCCGCAGUGCCUCGAGAGAGUUUGUCGGGUCUCAAACCCAGCACUUUAAAGCAGCUCGGCCAGACUGUCCCAACGACCGCAACCAACCAGGUGAAAUCACACACAUCAACACUGAAAACACAGAAUCAAAGUGAUGAGGUGAACUGUCUUCACUCACUGCAUCCUUCUCUGCAGGAUUCCUCCGUCCCAGCGGACAAAGGUCAACAUGAGACUUCAACCCCUGACAGAGGUGUGAAUGUUGUGUCCCUUAUGCCUUUCAAACACACUGUUUCCUGCUUUGAUUUAGGGCUAUCCACAGCACGAGGCAGGGGCCGUUGUAAGAACCCGGCUUGUGACUACAUGUAUAAGAACCGCCACAAACCUGCGGUGUGCCCAAAAUGUGGCAGCGAGCUCACUAGAAAGAAUACCAAACCUUCAAAGUCUGAGACUUUGCUAGAUCCCUAUCAGGAGCUGAGUGCUGCUCAGAAGGACAUCCAGCGCCAGAGCACCCUGCAGUUAAUCCGCAGCACCCUGCAGAUUCCCGAGGGUGAGAUAGAGCUUCAGGAAACAAUGAGCCUCAUCCAGGAGCUCAACAGUGUUAAAAUUGUCUUGGUUAAGAGCGGCGAGGAAAGUGACGCUGAAACUGAGACAUUGUUUGAGACGGGGUGGCCUCAGUUUUAUGAAUCAUCAGCUACACACUGUGGGCUGUGUAACUGCCGUCUGUUCAAAGGAGGACAGGGUACUGUUGCGGGGCAGGAGGACUGCUGGCUGCUCACUGAGACUCUGAUGCAGACAGCGUCUCUGCAGCUUAAAGUGUGUCCCAACCUUCAGUGUUUGGCCCUGCAUUGCUUUACAGAUCUGCAUACAGGUUUGUUCAACGUUGGGAACCGACUGCUCGUAAGUCUUGACUUGUUUUUGAAGAUCAGAGCCAACAUCAAACUGAGCCAACCCCCCCCUCAAGCUGCCAGAUCUGUGUUUGAACAAAUCCCAAGUCAUCCAGUACAUAGUCUUACCCCGGAGGAAUCAUCUCAAGUUCAAGAGCUUUUCCUGAGCGGUUACUGGGCCUUCGAGUGUUUGACAGUGAGGGAUUACAAUGACAUGAUCUGUGGCAUUUGUGGCGUCGCUCCAAAAGUUGAGAUAGCACAGAGGCACAGACAUGACGCACUGGAGCUGAAGAAUGUGGAGUUUACCUGGCCUGAGUGUUCAGUCUCAGAUGAAGUACACGUUGAUGACUUCUGGCUGACCAUGGAGGGUGAAGCGAUCGAGCAGGCAGCCUUCCCUGCAGACGUCCCCAUCACACGAGUGGACGCUUCCAUCAUUGCUCCAUUCGCACCCCCUUUGAUGAGAAGCCCCACUGUUAUUAACACAGAGAAAGAAAAACUCAUGCAUCAAAUACAACAGCCUGCAGGAGAUCCAUCAGUUAUGGUUCGUCUUAUCCAUGAUGGCCAGCUAAGACUCGACAGGGUUGAAGAUCACACUGAGGAUGAGCUGAGAACCAUGCUGGAUUGCUGUGGGGUGGUGCUCAGUCCUGGCUCCACUAAGAAUGAGCUUCUGGCCACGCUGGUUAACCUGUACACACAUGUUCACAGUGGCCUUUCCACAGCUUCACAGCCACCGGCUCAUCUCACUGCUGGCAAGCUGUCCAAGGUGUGCCCCCACAAGGUGGUAUGUUCCUCUAAGUACUUAGUGAGAGGAGAGACAGCUCGGGACCACGUCGACCUGCUCCUCUCCUCCCGUUACUGGCCUCCAGUUUACGUUUGUGACUGUCCUCGUCAAGUGGCGCUUUGCACCGAUCUGCAGUAUCCAGAGUUGGCAACACAGAUGUGGGGCAGAAACCAGGGCUGCUUUUCAGACCCCUUUGAAAAGCCAGAAUUUGUGUCAUGCCCUGAGCUACAGAAUCAGCCAUACACCACUGACCUCUCCUUGGUAGCAGAGAACCAGCAGGUUCACCCCAUCACAAAAUCUUCUUCUUGCUGGCUGGUUCAUCCACCAGGAGCAGCUCAGGAGGCUCCUGCUCAGGAACAUCAUGCCAUGAUCUGCUGCAGAGAUCUGGAGCCAUAUAUCAGUCUGGUGGCAGAGCUGGACGCAGAGAAGAAAGAGGAGCAUCAAAAUGAGGAAAAUCUAAAAGAGGAGGCUGAUGCAUCAGAGAGGGACUCUUUAAAAGAUCUGGAGGACCAUACAGACAAACAGCCGAUGAUUUUCAACAACACGGCUUAUUACUACUUAUACAACCGACUUGUAGACUUCCUCAGCAGCAGAGACAUAGUAAACCUGCAGAUCAGCCAGGUCCUGAAGGUUUGCCAGCCUGGCGAGGUGGUGAUUAGAGACUCUUUAUACCGACUCGGAGUGGCACAAAUAAAGGCCGAGGAAGAUGAAGGAAGAAGAUUAGACACACAGACAGAGGAGGAAGGAGAGAAACAGCAGAUGGUUCUGGGUGAUUAAAAUAAUAAUAAUAUUUUUAUAAUAAUAAUAAUAAUAAAAAAUCAGGGUUGGAACUUAUAAGUGCCAUAACAAGAGAUUUAGGUGCUACAACAAGGAUUUUGGAAGCAUCUUUAAAAUUUUCAAGGAGACAAAGUAUAACAAGAAACUAGAUUAAUAUUAAUACAACUGCAGACUUAAGAGUGUAAGCUAAGAUGAUGCUAUUUACUAAACUGUAAAUGACAAGAGUGUAAUUUCUGCUUUUCUACCACCAUGUUUAUAGAAUAAGUUAAUAUACAAACUUGGGUCCAAGGCCCAAGUUUUGACCUGGCAUCAGUUGGCGUGAGGUUCUCACGAUGUAAUAAAGCUACCUUGCUUUCACUUUUUUUACACAGACAUUUAAAUAAAAAUAUAUAACAUGAUGUAGCUGCUUUUAUUUACAACAUAAAGGUAACAAUCCUUUCGUCUGCUACUAAAAUCAUGCAUUAUAUCGGUUAUUACAGGUACGAUUUAUUAUAUAUUACACUUUUACAGAAAAUAUAAACACUCACUAAAUUUAAUCAUUUUGAAAAUAAACGGUUCGUUGUUUUCUUUCAGUCAGCUGAUUGGUCGUAGCAAUCGGUGGGGAAGAGGCAGCGCUGUGGUUCUUUAUGCUCCCCAUAGUUGGAGAAAACUCACUGGCACUUUCUCUGACAUCUCAGUGAAUCGACUCAGUUGAAACAGUACAGUGGAGAAUGUUUUUAAUUUUGAAACUGUGACUUUUUAAAACUGCGGGAUACUUUGAGACCAGUAGUCGGCACAUGCCCACUUCUAGCUAAAGGAAUGUAAACUGAGCUACUUCAACCUUAUUCUGCAUCUUUAUCCAUGUGCCAUAUUUAUAGCAUUUUUGAUAACCAUAAACGUUUCUGCUUUGUGUUUUACAGAAUUGCCUUUAUAUGACCUUUUGAGCAGAUUUUCAUGUAUCUGGUCAGUUUUACUGAGUUAUUAUAUAAAUGUGGACCUCAGAGGGUAGUGUUUAAUUUGCAUAUUAUUUUGUGAAAGUUACAUUGAGAGAUAUAUAUGAGCUGUUUUUAUAUGGAUGACUCUGUCAGCCUUUAAGAAACAAUGUAUGUUGUGUGUACCAACAUCAUCUGCUUGGUACUUAUUAAAACAGAGCAAACUUAAA
This is a messenger RNA of Girardinichthys multiradiatus, 5230 nucleotides long. It is a transcript of the gene hmgxb3, whose product is annotated as HMG box domain containing 3. The transcript is spliced from 20 exons. NCBI's taxonomy places the organism in Eukaryota, Metazoa, Chordata, Actinopteri, Cyprinodontiformes, Goodeidae. The record is from RefSeq and is a predicted model, not a curated record. The coding region runs from base 205 to 4089 and encodes 1294 amino acids.